AGCCAGACCUGGGCUGAAGAAAGGCAAAAGCAGGAUAUUUUAUGGAAUUCACCAGGACUUCCCGUGUGUGGCAGUGGUCGGAUUGGGCAAGACCACCACAGGUGUUUGYGGGUCUGAAAACUGGGACACCAGGAAGGAGAACAUCAGGCAGGCGGUGUCCGCUGGCUGCCAGUUGCUUCAGGAACUAGAGGUGAAUUGCAUUGAGGUGGAUGGCUGUGGUGACGCUCAGUCAGCGGCAGAAGGCGCCGCUCUGAGUUUGUUUCAUUAUGAUCAACUCAAGUCCAAGAAGAAGACCAAAGUGUCGACACAACUGCACAGAAGCGCUGACACAGACAGCUGGAGGAAAGGAGUUGUGUAUGCAGAAGGCCAAAAUCUGGCCCGACUCCUCAUGGAAGCUCCUGCCAAUCACAUCACUCCCACUGCUUUCGCCAACGCCAUCGAAGAACAGCUCGCUCCGCACGCCGAACGAGUCACGAUAAAUAAGAGAYCACAAGCUUGGAUUGAGGAGCAGCAGAUGGGAGCCUUCCUCAGCGUGGCGAAAGGUUCGGAGGAGCCGCCCGUUUUCCUGGAGCUGCAUUACAACGGUUCACCGGACAGCAAGCAGCCGCCGCUGCUCCUUGUGGGCAAAGGCGUCACGUUUGACAGUGGAGGCAUUUCUCUGAAGCCGUCUUCGUCUAUGGAUGAAAUGAGAGCUGAUAUGGGUGGKGCUGCCACCGUGUGCGCCUCCAUCGUCACAGCGGCUGCUCUGAAGCUUCCAGUAAACAUAAUAGGUCUAGCCCCGCUGUGCGAGAACAUGCCCAGCGGAAAGGCUACAAAACCAGGCGACGUUGUCAGAGCCAAGAAUGGGAAAACAAUCCAGGUUGAUAACACAGACGCAGAGGGCAGACUGAUCCUGGCUGAUGCUCUUUGUUACGCGCACAGCUUUGACCCCAGAGCCAUUGUCAAUGUUGCAACGCUGACGGGUGCAAUGGAUGUAGCGCUGGGUUCGGCAGCAACGGGAGUUUUUACGAACUCAGACUGGCUCUGGGAGCAGUUGCACAAGGCUAGUGUUGUGACAGGCGACAGAGUUUGGAGGAUGCCUCUGUUCCAGCAUUACUCAAAGCAGGUGACUGACUGCCAGCUGGCCGACCUCAACAACAUCGGCAAGCACAACCGCUCUGGUGGGGCGUGCACAGCAGCUGCGUUCCUCAAGGAGUUUGUCACAGCUCCUCACUGGGCUCAUCUGGACAUUGCUGGUGUCAUGAGUAACAAAGAUGAAAUUCCCUACCUGAGCAAAGGCAUGUCUGGAAGACCGACRCGUACGCUGGUGGAGUUUGCUGCUGGGCUGGCUCACAGUGGCUGAGAGAAACAAGAAAUCUGAUAAUACACUGGUGUUUUCCUCAGAACRAAGUGGUGAUCUUCAUACAUGGACCAGAACCAAACUUCAGAGUAUAAUUCGUCCAUGAUGAAAGGAUGAUAGGAAUACUUUGUGGAACUGUGUGAUUGAGAUUAGCUGUUUUUUAGUUAAAUAUUCUUUUCUUAUCAUUUCAUUGUUCACAUUUUACUUACAUGUUUUAUAGGUUAUUAUAAUAAACUAUAAAUGGCAAAUAAAAUAAUCUAAACUCC
Messenger RNA from Austrofundulus limnaeus, 1605 nucleotides. RefSeq names its product leucine aminopeptidase 3 (gene lap3). The record is from RefSeq and is a predicted model, not a curated record. Gene Ontology annotation, molecular function: manganese ion binding; metalloaminopeptidase activity. NCBI's taxonomy places the organism in Eukaryota, Metazoa, Chordata, Actinopteri, Cyprinodontiformes, Rivulidae. Gene Ontology annotation, biological process: proteolysis. Gene Ontology annotation, cellular component: cytoplasm.